AUAAAGAAUGAAAUGGAUAAGGGUGUCUUUGACUUUUCCAUGCUAAAGUCGAAAAGGGCUUCGUCUGUAAGCAAAAGCUUUGGUAUCAGCAAUCUCGCAGGGGGUCUUGAGAGGUGAGAGAAACCUGUGGGUUUCAGGAGCCUGGGCGGCUGUAGGACUUGUGAAUCCCUCGCUCCUCGAAGCCGUUUCUUCAAGCUUCGCCUCUCAAUUUGCUCUUUUUCAGGUUCUGAUUCAGUCCAUCGGUUGGAGGAAGUGACAUGGCUUCAAAGCGCAUCUUGAAGGAGCUUAAGGACUUGCAGAAAGAUCCACCAACUUCAUGCAGCGCAGUUGUCAGCACAGGGUGUAUGUCUAGUUCUGGUUACCGGUAAAGAUUGUUUUAUAUAAAAGAUCAGCUUCUGAUCUUCAGGUCCAGUUGCUGAAGAUAUGUUUCAUUGGCAAGCAACCAUUAUGGGCCCUACUGAUAGCCCUUAUGCUGGAGGUGUAUUUCUAGUUACGAUCCAUUUUCCUCCAGAUUAUCCUUUCAAGCCCCCUAAGGUUGCAUUUAGGACUAAGGUCUUCCAUCCGAAUAUUAAUAGCAAUGGUAGUAUUUGUCUCGACAUCCUGAAGGAACAAUGGAGCCCUGCCCUUACUAUCUCCAAGGUGCUGCUGUCGAUCUGCUCACUGUUGACAGAUCCAAAUCCUGACGAUCCUCUUGUGCCAGAGAUUGCUCACAUUUACAAAACUGACCGGACCAAGUACGAAGCCACUGCUCGCAGCUGGACUCAGAAGUAUGCCAUGGGCUGAUUUGUAGUAUUAAGAGCUUGUACAUUGGAUGGCAUGUACGGAAAAACACUUGUGGGCUUGUGUUUUCGUCUUUUCCAGUUAUCUGGGAGGACAUGUUUCUUGUUUUAAGGUGGAGGGGAUGAUGGUGGUGUCUUGAUCUUGACAAGAAACUUUUGUUUAACUUCUGUCAUGCUAUGUAUGAUACAAUGGCUCGAACGGGAUGUUAUUUGUGUCAUGCUUGUCUUGUCUUUCGUUGAAUGAAUCCAUGUAGAAAUAGUGAUAUGCUAUUAAACCUUGUUGCUCA
Messenger RNA from Prosopis cineraria, 1066 nucleotides. RefSeq names its product ubiquitin-conjugating enzyme E2-17 kDa-like. Lineage: Eukaryota; Viridiplantae; Streptophyta; Magnoliopsida; Fabales; Fabaceae. Gene Ontology annotation, cellular component: nucleus. The record is from RefSeq and is a predicted model, not a curated record. Gene Ontology annotation, biological process: protein polyubiquitination. Gene Ontology annotation, molecular function: ubiquitin conjugating enzyme activity. The coding region runs from base 424 to 783 and encodes 119 amino acids. The transcript has 6 exons.